AUGGACAGGUUUGGGCUACCUGACCAGCAGCUACAGGAGGUUUUGGGUCGGAUCGGCUUGGAGCCACAUGGAUUCACUUUCACUGUGACUGCAGGCCUUCUCGCCUUGCAAAUUCUAUUUGGUGGAGCUGCUGGUCUUAUGAAACACGUCACGAAUCAAGGUUGCUUGCAUUUUUGGCUUAUUUUUCUUUCGCAGGGCUUGAGUCAAUUUGAAUGCUAG
This is a messenger RNA of Effrenium voratum, 219 nucleotides long. Lineage: Eukaryota; Dinophyceae; Suessiales; Symbiodiniaceae. The record is from the annotation of a GenBank genome assembly.